Messenger RNA from Drosophila suzukii, 556 nucleotides. The record is from RefSeq and is a predicted model, not a curated record. Lineage: Eukaryota; Metazoa; Arthropoda; Insecta; Diptera; Drosophilidae.
UGGAAAUAUGACGGUGCGCUUAGGGGAAUACGACACGCGGAAUCCUAGGAGAGGUAUCGAAGUUAAUGUCGAUAGGACACUGGUUCCCCGAAAGUUCAUAGAAACGAACGAGCAACAGUAUGACAUAGGCCUACUUCGAAUGGCGAAAGAGGUGCCGUUCUCAGUUCAUAUAAGACCGAUAUGCCUUCCCUUCAAUGUGGAAAUGAUAAAUGUUUCACGAUUUAAGGUCACUGGCUGGGGUAGGCUUCAAAAUGGUAAAACGAGUCCCAUUCUGCAGACCGCUACUAUAUAUGCUAUGGAUCGUCGGCUUUGUGCCAAGAAAUUUGGUCUUACGGUUGAUAGAACCCAGAUUUGCGCCGGAAGUAGAAGAAGGGACUCUUGCAAUGGGGAUUCUGGAGGCCCUUUGAGCGCAAAUGUGGAUUACUUUGGACAGGUUCGACCCAUUCAAAUCGGAAUUGUCAGCUAUGGAAUUCCAAGUUGUACAGGUUUAACUGUUUACACAAAUGUGUCGCACUAUAUGAACUGGAUUAUAAAUGUUAUGAUUCGCAACUCAUAA